This is a messenger RNA of Oreochromis niloticus (Nile tilapia), 4479 nucleotides long. RefSeq names its product microtubule-associated tumor suppressor 1 homolog. The record is from RefSeq and is a predicted model, not a curated record. Gene Ontology annotation, cellular component: cytoplasm; nucleus. The transcript is spliced from 19 exons. The coding region runs from base 1 to 3834 and encodes 1277 amino acids. Lineage: Eukaryota; Metazoa; Chordata; Actinopteri; Cichliformes; Cichlidae. Gene Ontology annotation, molecular function: microtubule binding.
AUGAGCGUCUCUGAGCCCGCUAACAGUUUCCCCGUCAGUGGGGUGGGCGGCUCCCGCAUGAAGCUCCCUCUCCACAGUGCGGGAGACCACAACGGGAAUGCUUUCCCAAUUUCAUCUUCCUCCUCAUCUUCCUCUUCCUCGUCCUGCCUCGGGGAGUCGUCUCCUGAGUCACUGCGGAGUCUGAGCAGCCUGAGCGAAGGCCGGACCGACAGCCCGCUGGACUACAACAUGUUCGACGUUACCCUGACGACGGUGAAAACUGUGACUCUGAAGUCUGUCGUUUCAGACUGGACGCCAGAGGAGGAGCGUAACCCGGACGACGGCGAUGACGGCGAUGACGGCGAUGACGGUGACGACGCCUCGUUGGGGAAAUCUCAAACUGUGGCAGAGUCAACCGACAACUCCGUGUCGGUUUACCUGGACGCCAACGGCGACGACUGCCAGCAGGACAGCUGGAACGACAACCUGACGCUCGCCCUGUCACUGACAGGAAACGGCGGCCUCAUCAACGAGGACCUCAGCAGUGGAAGCAGUAACGAGAGAAGGCGCAGCUCCGCAACUCCAGACUCGGACAGAAGCAGUACGACGAUCACGAGCUCAGGGAGUCGGUCAGGUGUCGGCAUCGUGACGUCAGGUGUGAAUGCUGAGCUGGAGGAGGUGGAGGUGGACGGGCCUGCGGUCCACUGUCCUCCGUCCACAGGACGUCACACAGAUCCUCCCGCCUCUGAAGACCUCAGUGAAGACACACAGAUGCCGACUGAAGAUGUUAAGAAAACGAGCUCUCCUCCACCUGAAGAGGCUGAAACAGGUGUAGAGGGCUCCAAACCUCCGCCCUCCCAGCCUGAUGUGAGUCUGGCAGCAAGACCCAGACCUGCUCCCAGGUCAGCCGUCUCCACAGCUGCCAAACCGCCCGGUCCAGAAGCAAAGAGGGUUUCCAGAGUGGACUUAAAAACAGUCAAAGCUAAAGUGGGAUCACGGCCCGCCCCCUCCCCACCUAAACCUGCCACCCAGAAUAAAUCUGCCCCGUCCAAUGGGAAGAGAGCUGUGGUGAGGAAGGAGGAGGUGCAGGCCGGCGAUGGAGGUAAAAGACAGAGGUCGUCUGCAGGUCCCAUCAAAGUGGCUGUGAUCAGAGGAAAGAGCAGGAACAUCAAGCCAAACCACAGGAAAGCAGCCGGGGAGCCGGCCGCGCCGCAGGAGAAGAGUUUAUCCGUCAGUCGAACCCUGUCCACUUCGACCAGCUCGCUGGGCUCCGAGGUCGCUGGGGAAAAAUGCCUAAAUGAUCCCAGGAAGGCCGGCCGGGACGUGCCCGAUAAACAUGGAAAAUCUGAUGAGGAGGAAGCAAAAUGCCCAAAUAAGGAGUGUGUGGAGGAGCAAACGGAGGGCUCGGGAGAGGCUUUGGUGUCGGCUGCCGCUGAGGAGAAACCACGGACGCCUAGCAGGUCAGAGGGGGAGGAACAUGGAGGGCUGGGGGCGGGGAGAGAAAAAGCUCCUGGCCCCGUCCGAGCUCGGGUUCUCGAGGGGAGUGUACGACACAAUGAAAGUCUCCUCCAAGCUGGGACCCAGCCCCAGGCCUCAGGGGAGAGGCACCAGAGUGGACCGGGGCCCUCGGGACCAGCUCCAGGCUCGGGGACUGGACCUCCAGGUCAGGGGAGCCCCGGUCCCAGGCAAGCCCAGACGGAUGGCUCCACACUGGGAGAAGGUGGGUCGAGUGCUGGGAGUGGAGCUCCAACCACCAAGAGUCAGGGCAUCCCCAAACCUCGCACCUCUGCAGCCUGUGGUCCCACAGCAGCUAAACCGACAGCCAAUCAGCAACCGGGGUCAGCAGGGCGCCCCGCCACACCCACCGCCGCCUCAAAACUUCCUGUUAAAGGGUUACCCACAAGCCUUAGCUCCUCCUCACUGGGAAGUAACGAGAACAAUGGAGGCGUGAGCAAAGCAUCUCCAGCAGCACCAACAGGGGCCGUACCAGACGAGCGGCCCAGCAGAAGCACACUUCCUGUGGGCAGCCAGAGUGCAGCAAAGCCCUCCGUCUCCAGCAGCACCACCAGCACCAGUACUCCCAGUGACGCUGUUACAAACGGUCCCAGCACUGCUGCUCCAAAACCUCCCGCCCUGAGGAGCAGAGCUCUGUCUCUGCAGGCCAGGACCUCCAGCACAGGUCUGAAGCCCCCGACGAUCACCAACCAGAACGCAGCGAGGACGGCAGCCGCGAAGUCGAACCCCGCUGCCGGUCAGGGGCUCACGAAGCAGGCGACGCAGUCCCCGUUACAGCGCAGCGGCUCGGCGAGGGUCAGCCGGCUGAACGGCGCAGUGGAUAAAAACAACAAGCCGCGGGAGGCACCGGGGAAAACGCCGUCACACACCGGCAGCAGCUCGCAGACGGCAGCAUCCACCGGAGGAAACAACCAGAACCUGCAGCUGCCUCCACCCGACCUGAUACCAGAUGACGUGAAUGCUAAUGCACCAGUGGCACCAGUUCCUCCAGUGCCUGCCACUAACACCACCAACACUGCCACGUCAGGAACCGCCGGACCCUCGACUCUCGGUUUGAAAGCGAGAACCGGGCCACGAUCCGGCCCCAGAGCCGGGUCCCGUCUUCAGAGCGCGUCCAGAGCUGGCGGCCAUGGAGGCGCGGUGGCGUCGGACGGGACGAACGCGAUCAAACAGAACCACAGCAAAGAGCAGGCAGAGAAGAAGAACCAGGCCAUCGUUCAGCUGAGGAAGCUGCUCGUGCAAGGGAAUAAAAAAGUGGAGGCUCUGGCUACAGUCAUCCAACAUCUCUUCACUGAGCGUGAGGAGACCCUGAAGCAGAAGAAGGAGCUGUCGCAGGAGCUGGCCAACCUCCGGGACGAGCUGGUCGUGUCAUCGCAGUGCUGCGAGCGUCUGCAGAAGGAGAAGCAGGAGGCGCGCAUUGGCUUCGAGCAGGCGCUGAAGAGGCUGCGGGAGCAGCACCGGGAGGAGCUGGCACAGCUGGAGGAAAGGCUUACCAGUUUUUACCAAACCGAGUGGGACAAAGUCCACCAGACGUACCAGGAGGAGGCGGACAAAUGUCGCGUCCUGAUGGAGAAACAGGUGGAGGAGCUGAGGAGCCGACAGGAAGUGGAGAGGAAGAAACAGGAAGUGAGUCACAGCCAGAAGAUGGAGUCUCUGAAACAGCAGUACGAGGCCUCAUUAGAAGAGAUGAAGACGAUCCAUCGUUCCGACCUGGAGACUCUGGAAAAAGCCCUGAAGGACACUGAAACUUCUCUCUCUGAAAAACUCACCGAGCUCACGGCGGAGAAAGAAGACCUGAGCGAGAAGCUGCAAGCCGAGGAGGAGAGGAGGAAGAGGAUACUCACCGACAAGAAUCUGAAGGACUCCCACACUGUGUACCUGGAGAAGGAGCUGGAGAGUCUGAAGGUGGUGCUGGAGAUCAAGAACAACCAGCUGCAUCAGAAGGAGAAGAAGCUGAUGGAGAUGGACAAACUGGUGGAGACGAACGUGAAGCUGGAGGAGUGCCUGAAGAAGGUGCAGCAGGAGAACGAGGACUACAAGGCCAGGAUGGACAAACACGCCGCGCUGUCCAAGCAGCUGUCCAGCGAGCAGGCCAUACUGCAGCAGACGCUGCAGAAGGAGUCAAAGGUCAACAAGCGGCUGUCCAUGGAGAAUGAGGAGCUGCUGUGGAAGCUGCACAACGGCGACCUGCUGGCGAGCCCCGCCGCCUCUCGCCCACCUCCCCCUUCAGCUCGCCGCAGAACUCCGCCUCCUUCCCCACAGCUGCGCCGUUAUCGCCCAGAUAACCCACCGGCCCCCCGCGCUCCCCCUCCCGAGUUGGAGCGGUGCCGCUGGACGUGAAGCCAUCGCAGACUUGUACAGUUUUCAAUAAAUAUCUUAUUUUGAAAAGACGCUGCAGCGGCACCGACGCACUUAAACCAGAGCGCGGCUCCGGGCCGAGCUCGCCGUCUCGGAACGCCCGGUCCUCCUCGGAGCGUUCUUCCUCCUCUGAAGAAACCAGCAGGCACGCCUCAGGGUCUGUACAUAGCUCCUCCUCCCUGACCGCUGCUCCGCUCGCCUCCUCGGGGGGAAACCUUGGAUUCGUGGAUGUUUGUGGAAACGCUCCGGGCUGUUUGGGUUCCACGGAUCACAGACUCUUUUUUUUUUUUUUUUUUCCCUCCAAAGAGCGAAGCUCAAUCAGCGUCCCGCCUGGGACGGAAUCACGCCUCGCACAGACCUCUGCCCUGUCACGACCUCGACCUUAACCUGCUUUGUGGAAUGUAAUCACCCGUGGAUGUUCGACGUUGGGGGCCGGCCUCAGAGCCAGAUAUGCAGACCGGUGCCCAAUCAGAACGGAGUCUGACCUGCUGUGCCGUGCCCCUCCCUCACUGACACACUGGCCUGUUUUACUGUUUCUGUUUGUCCUGAAAAACCUCAGAUUUACCUAGAAUGCCUCAGUGUAUAAUGUUCUUUUAUUUUGGACAGAAUAAAUGCGACAUGACAUCA